Cantharellus anzutake is the source of this 435-nucleotide messenger RNA. Its product is annotated as ubiquitin-conjugating enzyme. The transcript has 4 exons. Gene Ontology annotation, molecular function: ubiquitin conjugating enzyme activity. NCBI's taxonomy places the organism in Eukaryota, Fungi, Basidiomycota, Agaricomycetes, Cantharellales, Hydnaceae. The record is from RefSeq and is a predicted model, not a curated record. Gene Ontology annotation, cellular component: nucleus. The coding region runs from base 1 to 435 and encodes 144 amino acids. Gene Ontology annotation, biological process: protein polyubiquitination; ubiquitin-dependent protein catabolic process.
AUGGCACUGAGACGCAUCAACAAGGAACUCGUUGACCUCGGACGUGAUCCGCCUUCUUCAUGCAGCGCUGGUCCAACAGGCGACAACAUGUUCCAAUGGCAAGCGACUAUUAUGGGUCCUAGCGACUCGCCAUACGCUGGCGGUGUCUUCUUCCUCUCUAUCACUUUCCCGACCGACUAUCCGUUCAAGCCGCCCAAAGUCAGUUUCACAACGAAGAUAUACCAUCCAAACAUCAACUCCAAUGGGAGCAUUUGUCUUGACAUCCUCAGGGAUCAGUGGUCUCCAGCGUUGACGAUCUCUAAAGUGCUGCUCUCAAUUUGCUCGAUGUUGACCGAUCCUAACCCCGACGAUCCUUUGGUGCCCGACAUUGCUCACUUGUAUAAGACCGAUCGUCCACGGUAUGAGGCAGCUGCCCGGGAAUGGACAAGGAAGUAA